This is a messenger RNA of Botrytis byssoidea, 312 nucleotides long. RefSeq lists its product as uncharacterized. The record is from RefSeq and is a predicted model, not a curated record. The transcript has a single exon. Lineage: Eukaryota; Fungi; Ascomycota; Leotiomycetes; Helotiales; Sclerotiniaceae. Bases 1 to 312 code for a protein of 103 amino acids.
AUGGAUGACGCUACACAUUAUGAUUCUAUUUCAACGAUCGAGUCUCAUAUAAACCACUUUUUAACAUCACGCCAACCACCCAAAACUUUCUGUCCUUCUGAAGUCGCUCGAGCACUUACUCAUCCGGAGCUUCAAUCAUUGGGCUAUUCUAGCUGGCGCGAAGCCAUGCCGGAUAUUCGAUCUAUUCUGUCCACGAUGCGAGAGAAUAACGACGUUGAAAUCUUGCAGAAAGGCGUUGUGCUUGAAGGAGAUCUUGGAGCCGGAUUAACAAAUGUGGUUGGACCUAUCAGGGUACGAAAGCCUCUGGCCUGA